AUGGUUUUGUUGUCACUGGCAGUUUCAGAUACUGGAUGUAUUAGAAAGGGGUCUUCCGUGGGAAACGACCAGUCCAUUUCAAAUACUUUGUCAAAAGCUGCAGAAAGAUAUGAAAGUGACUUAUUAGAAGCAGCAGCUAAUUGCAAGAAAAACCAUCGAUUCGGAUACUUGGAUCUUUUGACGUCAGCUUCUGUUUCUAGUCCAUGUAUGCUUGGUAUUGAUGAGGCAGGAAGAGGUCCUGUCCUUGGCCCUAUGGUUUAUGCAUGCGCUUUAUCACCAAUUAAUCGUCUAAGCGAACUGAAAACUAUUGGACUUGCUGAUUCAAAGACGUUAAAUGAAAGUCAACGCGAGAAACUGUUACAGGAUAUGUUGCAUAAAUGCGACUGGAUAUCUGGUGUUGUGCAUGUUAUCAGUCCUGUAUUUAUUACAGAAAAAAUGCUUGAUAAAUCGAAGACAAGCCUGAACGCUAUAUCACAUGAUUCUGCUAUAGAUCUUAUUCAGACUGUUUUGGAUCAGAAAAUCAAUCUGGUCGAGGUAUAUGUGGAUACAGUUGGCAAAGCUGAACAUUACGAAGCUAAACUACAAGGUCUUUUUCCACAGUUAAAGAUACGGGUUGAAAGUAAGGCUGAUGAUACAUAUCCAAUUGUUAGUGCUGCGAGUAUCUUUGCCAAAGUUACUCGUGAUCGUGUUCUCCAGAUGUGGCCUAAAGAAGAACGUGGUAAUGUACCAGAAGGUAGUGGCAUUGGUUCUGGUUAUCCAGGUGAUCCUGUUACAAAGAGUUAUUUGCGUAUGUCUAUGGAUCCAGUUUUUGGAUUUCCAUCAAUUGUACGAUCUAGUUGGUCAACUGCAUUUAUUUUGUUAGUCCAACACGGUGUACCAGUUAAGUGCUUCACUUCAUCAGCUGAUUGA
Trichobilharzia regenti is the source of this 909-nucleotide messenger RNA. The record is from the annotation of a GenBank genome assembly. NCBI's taxonomy places the organism in Eukaryota, Metazoa, Platyhelminthes, Trematoda, Strigeidida, Schistosomatidae.